AAAACAGUCGAGCUUUAAGUCUAGCGCAUGUAGCCCUUAGUGAUUACUACUUAAAUAUACAUAUAUACUUGGUGUGUGCCUGUUCCGAUUAGUUUAUGAAUCGGGGCAAUAUGUUUUUAAUCUCGAAUCCGUGGCGUUUUAUUUACGCUCUGAUCUGCGUAUUUUUGUUGACGUGCGAAGCGAGAAGUGUAAGGGAUUCCCAGGAUGAAGCGGAUAGUGAGAAUGCGAUUCCAGAUGCCACGUCGGAGUUCCUGCGAGUAUACGGGGAAAAAAUGAAGUCCUACAUGAACUUCAGCGUGGCUCCUUGCGACGAUUUCUAUGAGUACGCCUGCGGGAACUGGAAAAACGUGCGUCCGGAGCACCAAUCCCCCCACAAGCGGAGUAAUCUCCUGGACAUCGUCUACACGCUAAAUAACGUGACGGAGGAGCUUCUCACCCGGACGGAGUUGGCAGAGAGGCUCAACGUGUCCGCCGAGUUACUGGUUGUACAACGAUUCUAUAACGAUUGUCUCGCGGCCGUUGUCUAUCCACUGCCAGCUGCGGAUCCCGCUUAUCUGGAGCUUAUCAGGUCGAUUGGUGGUUUUCCCGCCGUAGACGGCCACGCGUGGGACGCCGCCAACUUCAGCUGGUUCAACAUGAGCUCGCAUCUCACCAACUACGGGGCUCAUGGAUUGAUUGACGAGCACAUCCUGCCGCAAUACCCCUUUGAGCCUUACUUUAAGCUGCCGGAGUUGGGUUUCGACCACAUCGUCAAGACGGAAAACGUUGCCAAUGCCAGCUCCCGAGCUUACACGCUGAAUGAGCAGCGCAUGCGCGGCUACCUGGAAUCCUACAAGCUUCCGGAGGACAAUAUCACUGCCGUCAUCGCCGGCGUAUUUGACUUUUGGCGUGAGGCCCUCAUUAUUGCGGACAGAUUUGACAGUGAUCCCGAUAAGUGUGAGCAGGUUGCUAACGAUGAGGAAAUAACUGCUCAAUUUCCUCAAUGGAGAAGCUACUAUGAGAUCGCCUGGAACGGGCUGGACUUUUAUAACGGAAGCUAUGUCAGUGGAUUUUGCGACUACUACUAUGUGGAGCUGGACAAGCUGUGUGCCAAGCACCAGGAGGCGGUGGCCAACUAUCUGGCCAUGCAGCUGCUGUAUCGCAUGGACGCCAAACUGAAGGGAGCCAAGGACCAAAAGGAUCAUUGCCUGCUAACUGUUCAGUUCUCAAUGAAUCAUCUCUUCAACGAGCUAUACAUGGCGGAGCACUUCAGCGAAGACACCCGCUUCGAGAUUUCCAGCAUGGUAAAGGAGUUACGGAAGAGUCUGCGCCAAACCCUGGAGAAUGCCGAGUGGUUGGACACGGAAACGCGUCAGGCGGCUCUGGAUAAGGAGUCCUCCAUGAUGCCUGUAUUCGGUAGCUACAAAAACUAUAACCUCACAGAAAACCUGAUCCGGCAGGUAGCAAGUCUAGUGGUAGACGAGGAUAGCUACGCCAAGAGCAUGAUCAACCUGCGGGAGUUGACGACCCGUCAGCGCCGCUACAAUGGUCUGCAUUCCGAGAAGAUGCCCAACGACACAAAGCCUCUGGAACUAAUGCUGGGGAUGCAGGUGAAUGCCUUCUAUUACAACCUGGAUAAUUCCAUCUAUGUGAUGGCCGGAAUCCUGAAUCCACCUGCCUACCACCGCUCCUGGCCGAACUCCUUGAAGUUUGGUACCCUGGGCUAUCUGGUGGGUCACGAGCUAACGCACGGCUUCGAUACAAUAGGAUCCACAUUCGAUGGGCAUGGCGAGUACCGAAAGUGGUGGUCCAAGAAGUCGGAUGCUGUGUUUGCGGAGCGGGCCAAGUGCUAUGUGGACCACUACAGCAAUUACCUGAUACCGGAAAUCAAUCGCAAAGUCAACGGCAAUGAGACCAAGGAUGAGAACAUUGCGGACAGUGGCGGCCUACGGGAGUCACUAGCCGCCUAUCGGAGCCACAUGAAACGCCUCCAGCUAACGAAUCAAGAGGACAAUGAAACGAUUGCGCCACGCAGCGAGCAGAUGCCCGGUUUGGAUCUCUCUCCGGAGCAGCUCUUUUUCCUCGGAUUCGCGCAGCUCUGGUGCUCCGCCUACGAGGUGGAGCAUUACUGGGAGGAGCUCACGAAUGAGCACACAAUCGAUAAGUACCGAGUGCUAGGUGCCGUAUCCAAUAUCGAAGCCUUUGCCGAGGUCUACAAUUGUCCCCUCGGAAGUCCAAUGCAUCCAAAGCCAGACACCUGUCGGAUUUGGUAGUGAAUUCUGGAUGGGAUAGCUAACUUAAGCAAAAAUAAUCAAUAAAGAAAUAAAAAAUGGCCAUUAACAAUUUGAAUAUAUUUCUAA
Messenger RNA from Drosophila kikkawai, 2339 nucleotides. It is a transcript of the gene Nep7, whose product is annotated as Neprilysin 7. The record is from RefSeq and is a predicted model, not a curated record. Gene Ontology annotation, biological process: proteolysis. Gene Ontology annotation, cellular component: plasma membrane. NCBI's taxonomy places the organism in Eukaryota, Metazoa, Arthropoda, Insecta, Diptera, Drosophilidae. Gene Ontology annotation, molecular function: metalloendopeptidase activity.